UCUCAAUAAACAAAAAAUAAAAUUGAAUUUUUUCUACCAUAAAUAAGAGGGCGCUAUUUUGUUUAUAAUAUUGUUCUGUAAAUUCACUAAAACGACGCUAUAGCACCACAAAAAAAUACGUUAUAACCAGUGGCGUUUUAUGUUGGAGGUGUCAAAUUUGUUGGUAUUCAAAGUGUACUGGAUCCAAAGUUACCGCAUUUAUUUCAGCUAUGGGUGGAUGCCGAUGCUCCUACAAAAACUGCACAAAUUCCACAAAAUCGGCAGAAAAUAUACACUUUUUCCACUAUCCGGUAAGGCAUAAAGAACGCUGCAAAAUAUGGAUCGAAAACGCAAAUAAACCGCAAUUCUGUGAUCUAGAAGAAGACCAACUACGAAAUAAAGUUAUAUGUGCGGUACAUUUCGAAAAUAAAUACUUCCCAAAUCCACAGAAAAAGAGGUUAUUGCAGGGUGCAAUACCCACACUGGACGGAGAUGCGGAGGAAACAGUGGGCAUAACAAACCAGCUACUUGUACAAGAUGUACAAGUGCUACCAGCAAAUGAUGAUGGCACAUUAUUUGUGUUAGAAACAGACAUAUUCAACAGAAUGAACAGAACGAAAGAAGUCGAGUCAUUUAUUUACAAAAAUGGUAUAAUGGUGCCCUCACGGCUGGCCAAAAACACAGACAAAACUGGCUCAGAAAACGACAACGCCUUACACCACGUCCUGGACACAAAAGAGUUUGAAGUGGUUACACAACCACAAAAGAAAGUCGUAAAUGCAAACAACGCCGUCUCAAUUACACCACUAAGCCAACCCAAAAAAAUCCUCAACAAAAUCUUAGAUAAGUCAGGCCCCGCCGGCGUCCUGUCAACACAAAUCAAAACAGCACCGUCGAAUUUUGUCAUAAAAACCGAAAACACAUACGAAAAAGACGAAAUAACGCACGAAGAGAUCCACAUAAUUGAUGAUAAAAUGGUUGAAGACGACAUGGGAGUACCCGAAGAAACAAGCACCCCAGUCAAAUCAUCAGCCGUAAAAACCUCAACAACCAAACUGUCACCAGACGUAUCGGUUGGGAGGAUUUACUUGAGGAAAAUUAAGCAGCACAGCCGAGACAUAGCCACAAUUAAGAGGAUGUUGAAGCAGAAAAAACUAUUGGAGCCAGACAAUUCUGCUAUAUUAAACACUUUAAAAGGUAAAUUGCCACCAACAUUGUACACAAUUGUAGAGCUGCAGCUGCAAAACACUAUUUCAGCUAAUGAUAUAGAGUUUUUCACUAAUUUCCACAACACAUCCCCUGAAGCCUAUAACUUAUUAAGGAACAAAUAUAAUUGGGCACUUCCCGAUUUAAAUGACAUCUCAGAAUGCAAUUCUGCAUAAUUAUUGUUGAAUUUUCAAUAUAAAUUUUAUUAUGUGAGACAAGUCAAGCCUCAAUGCUUGACACAAUUACUAAUUUAGUAAUCGAUCUUCUAUUAAAUUCAAUCGAAUUAUUUUAUUAUUUAAUUGUAUUGCUAGUGUAUCUUAUUAAAUCUAUGAAUUCAUUAAUUAUUCACAUUACAAAUGUAGUAUACAUAGCUUUAUUGAAUGUGUGUAUUUUGAAGAUGAUUGUUUUGUUAUGGGAUUAGGUGAUUAUGAAUUUUACUACAUUCAAUAUUUUUUGUUAUGUGCCUCUUGCAACACAUAAUGACUUGAUUCAUUAAUUUUGUAUUGUUUUAAUCUAUUUAUUGGUGCCAGAUUAGCUCCAUUCAAAAUAUGUAAACUGAAACUUGUAACAUUGGCAGUUUAUAUAUUUUGACUAAAAAUCGAUAAAGUAAUACUAGAAUUCUUCAUUUACUUACCUUUGAUCAAAUUAUAAGGUGAGAUUUUAGUUGCAAAAAGCAGUGGUGAUUAUUGUACCUAUUAUACACAUAAUUGUUUAUUUAGUAAUUGGGUAUCAUUGUAAUUUACUUAAAUAACAGAUAUUUAAUUUUAUCGCCGUUAUCAAGUUUUAAAAAUUGUGUCAUUUUUAUUUUA
Aethina tumida (small hive beetle) is the source of this 1994-nucleotide messenger RNA. RefSeq lists its product as uncharacterized. Gene Ontology annotation, molecular function: sequence-specific DNA binding. The transcript is spliced from 2 exons. The record is from RefSeq and is a predicted model, not a curated record. NCBI's taxonomy places the organism in Eukaryota, Metazoa, Arthropoda, Insecta, Coleoptera, Nitidulidae. Bases 210 to 1361 code for a protein of 383 amino acids.